GGGCUUGGCAUGAUCUUUUGCGGCAUCUUAGACGCCGCCACUUCUGCGUCGGUACUGAGCCGGCACUGAGUAAAUGAGUCGUGUAUCUCGUCGGAUGCAUACCCUGAGGCUGGGCGGCAUUGCAAUAAGGUGGAUGUAUUGCGCGAUGAGCACUGCCGGUUUUCGCAGAAAAUUCGAAGAUAUAAGAAACGUGCUGGCCGUGCUCCGUAAGAUCAGUGACAGGCUUUAUCAUGGCACCUCCCACCGAGACAACGAUCCCCCGAGACAAGUGGUGGAAGUUGAAGUGGUUCUCCGACGAUGACAGUGCUGAAGACCGCAAGUUCGUCUCCAAAAUCGAUCUGCUGAUAGUUCCGUACUCGGUCCUGGCCUACUGGGUCAAGUACAUUGACCAGUCGAACCUGAACAAUGCCUACGUUGCCGGCAUGAAGGAGGAUCUAGGAUUUCGGGGCAACGAACUCGUACAGCUGCAGACGCUGUACACUCUCGGCUCGGUGCUGGGUCAAAUUCCCUUCCUCUUCAUCAUGACCUAUGUUCCGGUACAUUGGCUGAUCCCCGGCUGCGACAUCGCCUGGGGCAUCUUCACCCUCCUGCAAUACCGGGUCACUGGGUACGCGGAGCUGGCGGCGUAUCGCUUCAUGAUCGGUUUUCUCGAGGCCGCGUUCUUCCCGGCAAUGCACUACGUUUUUGGCUCCUGGUAUCGCGGUCAUGAGAUCGCUCGUCGAGGCGGCAUCUUCUAUACGGGACUCGGUCUUGGAACCUUGACUGCGGGUCUGAUCCAAGCUGGAGCGUCUCAGCGCCUUGAGGGCGUUCAUGGCCUCGAAGGAUGGCGUUGGAUGUACAUCAUCUGCGCCAUAAUCACCAUCCCCGUUGGUCUCCUUGGCUAUUUCGUCCUCCCCGGCACCAUCGAGCAGCCUAACCGCUGGUGCAUCAACGACCACGACAUUGCAGUUGGCAGAGCACGCCUCGAGAAGCACGGCCAUGUCACCAAAGGCAAGAUGAAGUUCGGCCACAUCAAGAAGACGCUCCUCGGCUUCCGUUUCUGGAUGGUUGUUGCCACAGAUGUCCUCUUCUGGAACGCCGGCAUCCACAAGAGCACCGCUACCUUUCUGCUCUGGAUCAAGAGCAUCGCGCCAGGCAGAUUCAGUGUCCCGAAGAUCAACGAGCUGGGGACAAUAGCGCCUGCGUUAGGUAUUGGGUACACCCUGUUUGCCUGCUUUGCAUCAGACAUGUAUCUCGGACCCGCCUGGGCCAUCACGAUGUGCUCUGUCUUCAACGCUGUCGGCUUGAUCAUCUUGACGAUUUGGACGGUCCCGGAAGGUGCGCUGUGGUUUGGGUUUGCCACGAUGUACUGGUCCAACGCACUGUCCAGCGUCUUCCACGGCUGGGUCAACAAUCUGCUGCGCGACAGUCCCGAGGAGCGGAGUUUCACACUCGUGCUCAUCAAUCUACUCUCACAGUCGUCAACUGCCUGGACACCGCUGCUGACUUUCCCUACUGUGGAGGCUCCCCGCUACCGCAAGGGCUUCUCCUUUUGUCUCGGCUGCGCGAUCGCGUUGAUCGCGUUUACGUGGGCCAUGCACUACUACCUGAAGCGCGACGCGAGACAAGAGAAGUUGCCGGUGGAUGUGGAAACAGAUAGUGUUCGUGCAGAGAGCACCGAGCAGGAUGUCAAGGUGCCGAAUGCUGGUGUGUCUGACGAAGGGGUUUUAUCAGCAACGGACAGGAAGGUCUAGAAAUCUUUUGGGGGUUUGGCUUACAAGGUGGAUCCAGCAGGCGAGAAUUGAGCGUAGACAACUCUGUUCCUCUUCUUCCUAAAGUUGUCGCAAAUGUUCCAAACAUUUCAUUCG
Molecule: messenger RNA, 1847 nt
Organism: Boeremia exigua
Lineage: Eukaryota; Fungi; Ascomycota; Dothideomycetes; Pleosporales; Didymellaceae
Product: major facilitator superfamily transporter
Exons: 3
Coding region: 231-1733 (500 amino acids)
Biological process (GO): transmembrane transport
Cellular component (GO): membrane
Molecular function (GO): transmembrane transporter activity
Source: RefSeq, a predicted model, not a curated record